CUUUCUCUCUUCAGCUGCCGAUAAUAUAAAUACUGAGAAGCAGCGAACCGUUUUCCAUUCAUUUUUCUCAAACAACAAAACACAACACACACAGACACACCUUUGAAGAAUCUGAUGCAGUCCUUAUAGAACCAUAGUUUAGUUCUCAUCAUUUAACACUUAUUUUCUAGUUUAUAGAUACACAGUGGAGGCUGAAGCAAACAACAUUUCUUGGAUUCUUCAACCAUGGCAGAUGAUCAAUUUCAGGCAAGUGGAAACUGGUGGGACACAGCAAGGAACGUCAGGUAUGAAAGCGGGGCGUCACAGUCAUCUUCCUCUGCCAUCACCAACAUAGCAAACUAUGCUUGGCAAGCUUCAGAUAUGGCAGACAUGAAGCCAAGGUCUUCCAUGGAUUCUUCUUCUGUGGUUUUUCAUGACUCACAGAAUAAGCUUCAACCCCCAGAUUCUACAACUUCCACUGACCCCAACUUGCAUAUGAUGGGUCUAGGCCUCUCAUCCCAAGCCAUGGAUUGGAAUCAAGCAUCUUUGUUACGAGGAGAGAAGGGUACGGAGAAUAGUUUCAGAUCGAUGUUGCAAGAGAACUUGAGCUCAUCAAGAACAAAUUUUCAGCAAGAAACUGGGGUGGAGUUGUCUCAACAAGUUCAAUGGAGGUCAGAGAAGAUGUUCUCUACAGAAUCUUCAACGAAUGAGUUCAAGCAAGUGAAUAGGGGUUUCUCCUUGGAUCAAAGCAAGUUUAGUCCACAAUAUAGUUCUGGGGACAGCACAGUGACAAGCCAAGGGUUACCCUCUUCUAACUUUCAGAUGGAUUCCUCAGCCUUAUAUGGGACCCCUUCAAUAUUGCAAGGACUAUUGGGACCUGAUCACAAUAACCAACAACCUUCUUCCUUUGAGAACCGCUCCAUGAGUUUUCCAUACCCAACAACCUAUGGAUUAAACUCUAACAAUGAACUCAUCCCUUCCUGGUCCAAAGUUCCUCAAUUUUUGAGAGGUUCACCUCCAAAACAACCACCCAAUAACCAGUUGCAUUUCACUAACAACGCACCCUUUUGGAACGCUUCUGAGGCUGCAAACUUCAAAGAUGUUCGGUCCAGCUUCUUCCCUUCAUUGCAACCCCCCUUCUCUACGCCAAAUUUCGAAGUACAGUCUAAGAAUAUAUCUGAAGUUAGGGAGUCUGGUACUGUGGGAAAGAAAAGUGGGAAUGAGCCAGCACCCAAAAGGACCCGUAACGAAACACCAUCUCCUAUGCCAGCUUUUAAGGUGAGAAAAGAGAAGAUGGGGGACAGAAUCACUGCACUCCAACAAUUGGUGUCGCCUUUCGGAAAGACUGAUACAGCCUCAGUGCUCUCUGAAGCCAUUGAAUACAUCAAAUUCCUCCACGAACAGGUCACUGCCUUAAGUACACCGUAUAUGAAAACUGGAGCUCCAAUACAGAUUCAACAGAAUUCUGGUAAAUGUAAGGAAACUGAGGGUCCAAAGCAGGAUCUAAGAAGCCGAGGGCUAUGCUUGGUGCCUGUUUCAAGCACAUUCCCAGUAACUCAUGAAACAACAGUGGAUUUUUGGACACCAACAUUCGGAGGAGUUUCCAGAUAGCAAUAAUAAUAAGGGUAAAAUGUGUUUUAAGUCUGAAAAUUUUUGAUGAAAAGAUGUUUUAGUCCAUAUUUUUUAAAGAAGGAUUGUGGUCUUUGUGCUUUUAUAAUUGAUGAAUUUCAUCUUGUUUGUGAAACCUAUAUAUAUGGUUGAAAGUGAGGGAUGAAAUUCAGUAAUUAUAAAAGUAUUUGGAUGGAAAUUAAAGAAGUUAAAACACAUUUUGCCCUAAUGAUUAUAAUAAUAUAGAUGGAUGGAGAGUUGGGACACGGAACCAAUAUCCUGCAAGUAGGUAGCUAGGACAUGCAUGUACCUUGUCACACACCUGGCCAAGUUGGGAAUGAUAUGAUGAAAGAAAAGAGAAACAAGAAAGAGGACACGGAAGCCCACAUAAAUAUGUAAAGGUAGUUAGUUCUGCUGGAGAGUGGAAAAGAUGUAUAAAAAAGAGAAGGGAGAAAAUGUGUUUGAAAGAGAAAGAAAGGGAAAUGACCCUUCAAAAGAUAGCCAUUGUUGGACCAACUACAUUCAGAAUUAUGCAGUGUUUGGGAAAUAUUGGGACCAUUGGGAGCAGAAUAAGUUGUUGUAAUAAUUGCAGAAUUGUGCUUAGAAUAGUGGGAUUAAUUAAGCAUGACAAAAAUGCUGAAUAUACUGAAAAUUCUUACUUCCAAGACUAAACAAGAGGGAGAGAAAUUUUUGUUAUAGCAGAGAUAAAGGAGCUUUAUUAUUUGUUGUUGCUAUAUUGUGAAUAGAGCUGGCACUACCUACCUUUAACUCAAGAGAAAAAGGAAUUUUAAUUGAGAGAAUCAUUGGAGUAUAGAACACAAGAGUGAGUGAAGGGAUGCGUCAUUUGAUUGGAAACCUCACUUUUUAUUUGUUUAUGUCUUUGGAAUAAGUAAGUGGAAGUCAGAAGCUGGCCCACACUCCCCCUUUUAGGGUUUUUAAUUUUUUUUCAAAUCAAAUGUUUUAUUUUUCUCAAAGAUUAAUUAGAUAUUUAUGUGUUGAAGAUGCUUUUUCACAUGCUUUUGUGCUUUAUACCGAAUGGCCACAUAGAUGGCCUUCCAUUGGAA
Vigna angularis (adzuki bean) is the source of this 2651-nucleotide messenger RNA. RefSeq names its product transcription factor bHLH123. Gene Ontology annotation, biological process: regulation of transcription by RNA polymerase II. NCBI's taxonomy places the organism in Eukaryota, Viridiplantae, Streptophyta, Magnoliopsida, Fabales, Fabaceae. Bases 226 to 1590 code for a protein of 454 amino acids. The transcript has 7 exons. The record is from RefSeq and is a predicted model, not a curated record. Gene Ontology annotation, molecular function: DNA-binding transcription factor activity, RNA polymerase II-specific; RNA polymerase II cis-regulatory region sequence-specific DNA binding; protein dimerization activity. Gene Ontology annotation, cellular component: nucleus.